CGUGAGUGAAAAACACAAAAUGGUCCAAAUCAAAUUCUUAGUCGCGUGCAACUUACUAUUCGUUUGUUCACUGACCUCGGCUAUAGAGGAAAUUUUCCGACAAAAACUUACAAAAUUAACCAGAAGCAAUGAACGUCGAUUCCUAAAUUAUCCAUCAAGAAAUUCAUCAUUAGACGGCGAGGAAUCUAGAACUAAUAGGUUAACAGCCGAUGUUCAAAAAACGCAGAGCUUCAGUCCAAGAAGUGGCCACAUCAAAAUGAAACCAUCAACAUUAGGAUCAGGACUUCAGCGGGGCAAAAGCGUACUACAAUGGGAAGACUAUUUGUUUCUCUCUUCGUCAGGAAACGGUCAAGAAAAAAAAGGGAAAAAAACAGAAGAUGAUGAUGAUAAAAAAACGCUUGCUCAACAGGUAAAAGAAGGCAAAUAUGGUCUUUUACAAAAUGAGAUUUUUAGAGAAAAACCCAAAAAAAUGGGUGUUUUAAGUUAUUUAUCUAAUCCUGAGAUUCCCAAAGACAGUGUACAGAAUUUUGGAGGUUUAGAUAGGGAAGAAAUUUGGCUAGCGGAAAAUCAUCUCUUGGUAUUAAAAGGUGGUGGUUUUUCAGAAAAAUAUCUUGAUGACAAACGAUCAUCAAGGGAUUUCCAAGAGUGGUCUCCAAUCGAUGAUUACGAAGCACCAAGAAGACAAGUAAAAAUUCCAUCAAUGCCGAAAAUUCCACCACCCUUUCCCGUUCAAUUGACGGAUAAUGAACCUAUCAAAAUACUAGAAAGCAAUAAUAUGACAAGUAAUAAAAACAAGUCGGAUUGGUUGAGUACUUGGGUUGAAUCGAAUAAUACAAUAUAUAAAGAAAUAGCUGGUGACACUCGAGAUGAAAAAAAAAUCAAAUCAGGACAAGCUCUAGGUGGGGUGGUUGGUCCUUUUUUUUCAUCACUACCACUGGGUACGCAUUUUGUUCCUUCAUCAAAUAAUGAAACUGACUAUGACGAAGACGAUCAAUCAAUUUAUUAUCCACCAGCAUAUACAUUUACGUAUUAUCAAGAUAAUUCAACGGUUGUUCCACCAGGACCCCUUGUACCUGGUAUAAUUCUUCCGCCACCACCUAAUUUUUUUUCAAAAUUGGAAGAAAAGAAAUUAACUGCGACUAAAGAACAAGCUUUGAAAUAUAAUAAACGACCAAUAUCAUCAAAAUCAACAGAUACUCAGCACUACUCACCGAGAAAAUUAGCUUCAAAGCCAUACAAAAUUACAUACUCAAGCACAGUAGCAAGUAUACAGGAGCAAUUCGCUGUGAAAUCGAUAAACAACUUCAAUAAUAAUGAAAUUAAAACAAUAGUAAAAUCACCAAAAAGAGUAUCUCCUGUAGUAACUCCAAUCACAUACAACCAUGAGGAAUUAAAAAUUUAUCCAACAAAAUCAACAUUAAAAAAUCAAGCUCUAGAACCAAGUAUAUUAGAAAAGGAAAACUGUUGGACUAAUACAAGACCAAGUUCAAAAACAGAUCCAUUUUCAACAUAUUAUCCAACAUCAACGCCAUCAACAGCUAAUGGAGCUAUCGAAGCUGCACCACUUUCUAUUAAAAAUAUUAUAGAAUCAGAUGAACACUCUAAGGUUUUUCCAGUUAUAUCAUCAUACUAUUUUUAUGAAAAGAACAAUGAUAACGAAGCAUCAAAAAAAACCACACAAUCACCUCAUUAUAAAAUCAAAGACUUUUCGCAAGAAACUCCGUCGAAGAAACCUUACGAAAAUUUUCAAUUAACAUCAUCACAUCAAACAUCAAAAUACAAAGCUUCGUUAGAUUCAGAAUUAUUCUUAAAAACGCAUGAACAAGCUGUGAUAUCGGAAACUCAACCAUUAUACUAUCAACCUAUUGCAAACAGACAAGAACAAUUGAAUCUUCGAAAUUUAUUAGCAACCCCUAUAACAAAAGAAAAACAAAUAUCUGAUAAAAGAGCCAAGUCAAAUCCAGUAUAUCAAUAUAGUUUCGAAGCAGCUGAUUAUUCAGAACAUGAACGAAAAAUAGAAAGUCAUCCGCAAAACGAUGUUGUAUUUAACGAGUGGCGAGAAGUUCAAGAUAAAGUUAAUCGACAAAAUAGUGAUGACACCGAAAUAGCACUCAAUCAGAGAAUUAAGCCUGACCAGAAUCAUUAUCGAAGUAGAUUGCCAAUUGUUAUUUCUUCCACAACACCGAAGCCAUUAGGCGAUACAACAACGUCAGAUCCAAAACCUGCUUACUAUACGAAGCAAGAUGAAACUUAUUUGGAUGAUGUUACUAAAGAGUACUUUACAAAUUUUGGAAAAAAAAUUAAACAGGAAAGACUAUCAUCAACAACACCGAUAUAUGGAAAAACAAGUAGUGUUACUGUACGUCCAGGAAACUCUAGAUUUUUAACAUUCAAUUCAUUUACUAAUGAUAAUUAUGAUAAUAGACAAACCUAUAAAAGUCCAAGGGUUAAUGUUCAUUAUGGAGACCAACCACGAAGUCAUUAUUUGCUAAAAGAUAACACAAGAAUUAGUAAUAAGUUUCCGUUUUCACCAAUUAAUUCAGAUGCCGAAUAUCAGCCUGGUUAUGAUUUGGAAAAAAGUGAACUAGUGUUACAGAAAUAUCAUGAUCAACGAAAGUUACAUAAAAAUUCUAAUGUAUUGAAUAAAAACUCAUCAAAUCGAAAAACUCAUCAACCAAAUGACAGUUAUAAUAGUCAACAGGUGACUCCAACUAGCGUUUUAUCUGAAAUCACGCCCUUCGAUGAGUCACGAGACUUCUUAUCAAAGCCAAUCAUUUUUUCUAGUGAUAUUGUAAAUAAAUAUCGUCAUUCACAAUCACAAAUUGACUCGCAAUCUAAUUACUUUGAUUUAACCAAUGCGAAAUCAGCAAAUCAAGACAACCGAAGUUUAUAUUUUGCUUACCAAUUACCAGGUGAUGGUGGGCAUUUUUAUUUUCUUACACCUCAUGCAAUAACACAAAAGUUUUCUCAUAAAAAAUAAAACCUGAAAUAAUAAUGGUAACAAUGAAAACUCAAAAUGUAAUAAAAAUUAUACACGCGUAUGUACAUACUGCAACUAUACUGUAACAUCACAUGUAUACUUACACUUAAGAUAUUUAUAAAACCUGUAAAUACAGUUUACCUUAUUUCAUGAUUGCAACGAAUUUUAUUAUGAUUCAUUAUUAUUGCUACUAUUAUUAUUACACUGUUAAAACCAUGGAGGUGAAUAAAGAGUGUAAGCUUUGCUUUUUUACUGAAGCCGUCAUUUCGGAGUAAAUGAGGGCGCUGGGAUCGGACUCGAACGACAGUAUCACGUGUAAUCUUUUAUUUACUGUUUGUUUACUUUUUGUGUUGUUUGUAGUGCAAAUACCGUUGACAAAUAUUAUAGAAUAAAUGAAUUGAAUUUAAUUAAUUGAUAGAUUAAUUGUUUUUUUUUAGAACUUGUGUGUUGAGUCUCUUUUUUGUUUGUCUAAUUUGUGUGUCUGAAAAUAAAUUUUUCAAAAUUAAACACAAGGUUAGAACUAGAAACAGCUGUCAAUUUGUUUUUAAUCGCUUAACAGAUUUUUAAUAAAUUAAUUUAAGCAGAAAUAGUUAAGGAAAGGAUG
Molecule: messenger RNA, 3584 nt
Organism: Aphidius gifuensis
Lineage: Eukaryota; Metazoa; Arthropoda; Insecta; Hymenoptera; Braconidae
Exons: 3
Coding region: 20-2980 (986 amino acids)
Source: RefSeq, a predicted model, not a curated record